CGUCGGCUCCUCUCCUACUACAAGGCAAGUCAAGUUGAGCACAGUGAAGUGAGCGAGUCUCUACUAGCUAUAGUUGCCUCGGUCUCUGUCAAAUUAUUUAACCAAUUCAUGGCGCGUCCCAAGAACAACCAGAACCCCAGGGUGUUCCUGGACCUCAGCAUUGGCGGCGAGCUGGUUGGCCGCGUCGUCAUCGAGCUAUUCGCCGACAAGGUGCCCAGGACGGCGGAGAACUUCCGGCAGCUGUGCACCGGCGAGCGCGGCUUGGGCCGGUGGUCUGGCAAGCGGCUGCACUACAAGGGCGCGCCGUUCCACCGCGUGGUGCCCGGGUUCAUGUGCCAGGGCGGCGACAUCACGGCGGGCAACGGCACGGGCGGCGAGUCCGCGCUCGGCGACGGCGGGCGGUACUUCGCCGACGAGGCACUCGGCGCCGUCCGGCACUCCGGCCCCGGGGUGGUGUCCAUGGCCAACGCCGGGCCCAACACCAACGGGUCCCAGUUCUUCAUCACCUUCGCCGACGCGCCGUGGCUGGACGGGCGCCACGUCGCGUUCGGCCGCGUCGAGCAAGGCAUGGCGGCGCUGCGCGCCAUCGAGAAGGCCGGGUCCAUGAGCGGCAGGACCGUGAGGCCGGUCGUCAUCGCCGACUGCGGCCAGCUCAAGGACGACUACGCCGCCAUGUUCUAAUUAAGUGAAGGAUAAUCAAACUUACUCUAUCUGCACCACCAAAUCUGACACUAGUACGUAUACACGUACACUUAUAUGUCCUAUACAAGAUGCGUGCGAGACUACGUUCGUAGAUGAGCAUAUAUAUGCGUGAUUAUUUGGUCCUAAUUUGUUCAUGUCGUGUUGACCGUUCCUAUAUAUAAAUGCUGAGGUGUGUGAGUGGUUAAUUCUGUAUAAUUAAUAAUACUACUAUGGUAAAUGGAAUUGCUCACUGCUGUGUCCCAAG
This is a messenger RNA of Sorghum bicolor (sorghum), 946 nucleotides long. RefSeq names its product peptidyl-prolyl cis-trans isomerase. Gene Ontology annotation, molecular function: peptidyl-prolyl cis-trans isomerase activity. The transcript has a single exon. The record is from RefSeq and is a predicted model, not a curated record. NCBI's taxonomy places the organism in Eukaryota, Viridiplantae, Streptophyta, Magnoliopsida, Poales, Poaceae. Gene Ontology annotation, biological process: protein folding; protein peptidyl-prolyl isomerization. Bases 109 to 681 code for a protein of 190 amino acids.